Molecule: messenger RNA, 636 nt
Organism: Ostertagia ostertagi
Lineage: Eukaryota; Metazoa; Nematoda; Chromadorea; Rhabditida; Trichostrongylidae
Source: the annotation of a GenBank genome assembly
AUGAUCCUCAGACGGCCGGCUUCAACACAUGUGCUUUCCUCGAUUGGAGACAUGCAGGCGACACGUGAAAGAGCGAGGGUGACUGGGAGAUCACCAUUUCAGCAGAAAAAUCAAGUAGACUUUCAUGACGAAUCGACCAGAGCACAGACUGUUCAGGUAGAAGCUGAGAAGCGUUUUCGUGCAAUUGACAAAUUUUUGAAAAAAGCAACGGAUGAUAUGGAGAAAAUGAUAAGCUCUAUUGAAGACCGCCAUAUCACUGCUGAAGAAAUCUAUACGCACAUGGGGAAAUGUGAGCAGAAACGACAAAGCUUUGCAGUUUUAUCCACCUACAUGACAGCUUAUGGCCAACCACCACAGCAUUUACUACAACCUUUUGCAGACGGUCCCAACGCUGUAUGUAUGCUUAUUGUUCACACAAAGGAGGAUCUGAAAACGCAGGUAUCUGAAAGGGCCAUGGACCCUCCACUGCUGAGUAAAGAUAGUAGGCAUAGGCGUAUGGGCAGAAGAAGUGGAAUCAUAAAGAGGAUUGUCGACGUUAAGAAGCGACCACAUUUAUCGACACCACAAAGCUCGGCACUGGAAGACACAGCAACUCAGUACGAUCUGGAUUCAGUACCGCAUUUACUGCAAACGUGA